Ruditapes philippinarum (Manila clam) is the source of this 5341-nucleotide messenger RNA. RefSeq names its product four and a half LIM domains protein 2-like. Bases 31 to 882 code for a protein of 283 amino acids. Gene Ontology annotation, cellular component: Z disc; nucleus. Gene Ontology annotation, molecular function: transcription coregulator activity. The record is from RefSeq and is a predicted model, not a curated record. NCBI's taxonomy places the organism in Eukaryota, Metazoa, Mollusca, Bivalvia, Venerida, Veneridae. The transcript is spliced from 5 exons.
UUGAUAUUUUCGGCCGAGUACACUAAAGCAAUGGAUCAGAAUUAUCACAAGGAUCAUUUGGCCUGCAAGAACUGUGACAAGAAGCUGAUUGCUUGUCGUUAUAUCCUGAAGGAAGAGCAUCCACACUGUAUACCUUGCUACCAGGAACUUUUCGCACACAAUUGUGAAGAAUGCAAGAAACCGAUUGGCCCAGAUUACAAGGAUUUGUCAUACAAGGAUCACCAUUGGCACGAGUUCUGCUUCAAAUGUGUUGAGUGUCAGAAGACAUUAGUUGAUCAACCAUUUGCUCCGAAGAAUGACAAGAUUUUCUGUGCUGAUUGUCAUGACAACAACUUUGCUGCAAGAUGUGAUGGCUGCACACAACCAUUUAAAGGAGGAAUGAAGAAGUUUGAGUACAAGGGCAAGCAAUGGCAUGAGGAAUGUUUCACGUGCAUGGUGUGCAAGGAGCCAAUCAGUAACAAGAGUUUCAUCCCUCGUGAUGAACAAGUUGUCUGCGUUCCAUGCUAUGAGAGAGAUUUCGCGCAGAAGUGUACUAAAUGUAGUGGGGUAAUUAACAAAGGAGGCGUGGCUUACAAGAAUAUGCCAUGGCAUAGGGAGUGUUUUACUUGCACUCAGUGUGAGAAGGAGUUGGCUAAGGAGAAAUUUACAUCUAAAGAUGAAAAACCAUACUGUGCUGAUUGCUAUGGAGAACUGUUUGCUAAGAAAUGUUGCAGAUGUUCAAAAGCAAUUACUGGCUUUGGAGGCACUAAAUUUAUCUCCUUUGAAGAGCGUCAUUGGCAUAGCGACUGUUUCGUCUGCUACAAGUGUGAAUCUUCUAUGGUUGGCCGUGGUUUUCUUGUCAAUGAAGGAGACAUCCUUUGUCCUGAAUGCGGACGGAAUUAGAUAGUCAAGUUAUCUCUAGGUCAUUUUUAGUAGAUAGAAUAUAUGAAAUAAACAAAAUAGUCAGAUCCAUGUGAUGUCCAAUUGACCGUAUUGAUGGUUCUAUUCAACAAUAGUCAUAACUCAAAGAACUUAAAAUACAGAUUAUGACAGUGUUAUAUUAACUCUCAUAUUGUUUAAUGAAUGUUAUAAAAUCUAACUGUUUCACCUGAAAAUAUUGACAGAGAUAAUAUACCUGUUUAUUGUAAUUUAUUGUCACUAGAGUAAAUCCCGAUUUAAUGUACCAGAGACUUUGAUAAUGGAUUUUUAUAUGAUAAAAUAGAAAUUGUCACCUAAAAUUAAGCUACAGUCAUACAUUAUAUCUGAAAAAAUAAUAUGCAAACUUCAAUGCUUUUUAUAUUAAAAGCAGAACUUGCUGUAUUUUAGGUAUGACUUUCACAUAUUAAAUAAACAAACCCAAUGUAUAUGUUGAAAUAUUUUCGAUUUUAUGAACUGAGAAAGAUAAAGCUAUAGCUAAAUCUUUUAUUGUUCUUAUUUUAUCAACUGUGCCACAUUAAGUGAUGGCAAAUUUUUAUAUAUAUAUAAUUGUUAUUUCAGCCAAUUUCCAUUAGAAGAAAAGUACUUUAUACAAUUUUAUUACCUUUCGAGUUAUAAAGUAUUUUUUGAUGGAUAAGUAAUUUUUUCCAUUGAUAUUUAUCAAUGUGCUUAUGAACCUUCAUGUUUUGCUCCAACGAAAAAUGGAAAAAAUAAUUUUUUUUGACAAAAUAUGCAUUGAUUGAUUGCAAGAAAUUUUAAAUUUGUAUAUAAUAUCCAGUUGACUGAGAUGUCACUGUGAUAAUGUUAAUACGUCUUUCAUAUUUCGAGAAUCUCUCUCUAUCUGCAUUUUCUUUGUGUUGUUAUAUGAAUCUACUAUGACUUGUAACAGAGUUUUAAAAAUAUAACCAGUAUAGGAAGUACAUUUGAUUCAAGAAUUAAAGUAGGUAUUGCUUGGAUGCACUUGAUUUUUUUUAAUGCUAAAAUUAUCUGUUUGGUAAAAUUGAUUGUAAUAUAUAUAAAGAAGAAGAACUAUGUUCUCUUAAAUUCACUAGCAGUAUUUUACCAUCUAUAUAAUGCAAAUUGGCAGAUACAUGUAUUCAGAGCAAUAAAUUUAAUCCAUUUCACACAUCUUAUAUGCAAUUUAGCAUGACUCAUUUAUGGUUUGUUUAUUGUGUAAAACAAAAUUUUAAGAUGUAUACUUGUGAUACAGAUAUAAACAACAUUAUCCAUAACAUAAACUGCCAUUUUGAGUGCAAUUUUACAUUAAUAUAAGAAAAUGUUAACAUAAGGAAAUGAAUGUGAAGUUUAUUUUUAUUUUUUGUCAAGAAAUUAAGUUUUUGAAUUUGGAUAUUAUUUGUAGAAGUUACAGAUGUGUUAUUAAAGUAUAUUAUUAACUAAGUUUAUUUUCUUAGACUAAAGUUUUUGUAAAGUAUAUUGUACAUAAUUUUUACAAAUUUGAUCAUACUAAUUAUGCUUGGAAUUUAAAAAGAAAUAAGUAAAUUCCCUGUUUAUUAAUGUUUUUACAUCUUAAUGAUUUUUGUAAAAUUUCAUAUUUUACACACAAAAAAUAUUUUAGUGCUUGCUACAUCAAUGCUUGCCAUUUAAUAUAUUAUCUCAAAUUCAUGAAUAUUUAAAGUAGUUUUUACAGAAUUCUGUACAUAUUUAGAUAGUUAGAUAGGUGUUUUUUUCAAUUUAUCAAGUUGUUCUUUUAUUACUAUAUGUACAGCAGGGCUGUUUGCACUAGGUUAAAAUAUUUAUUAUUAUGAAAGUAGGAACUACUUGUUUGUGUGAACUGUGUUAUAAUGUUGAAGAUGAAUAUCAUUUUGUUAAUAUUGUACUAUUGCUUAGAACAAUUGCCUUUACUUUUUUAAAAUUUGUCUUUUAUGAUAUAACUCAGCAAGAAAAUGUUACUUUGCCUUUAUACAAUAACUAGAAAUGUAUAAGCUUAACUUAGAUAUCAGAAGGACAGCGACCGGACACUUCUUAUAGAAAUUUUUACAUUUUUCAAAUUAGUUGUAUUUCAUAAACAUGUAUACUGCUUGUUGUUACAGUAAAAAAAACCUGUGAUGAAAAAUGAUGUAUAAUUCAAGUUUUUCUAUUACUUCUUGUAUGUGACUUUUGGAAGAGAUUACAUAAUGUACACAGCAAACUUUGGAUCCUCAUUAAUUUGAUGCAUGUAUUUCACAUGUUCUUUAUAAUAUAAAUCAACAUACACUUAAAUGAAAGCAUUUAACUACUUUUGGUCUUUCAAAAAAUUUGAUCAAAGUAACUUUAGAAAACAAAAAGAAAAGAUAUUUUUGAAAAUUAUUCUAAAUGAAUUCAAAUUUUACAUGUGGUUUAAAUGACUACAAAUUCACCUAUGUGAAUAUGUUGUUCCGGGGGUCAUUUAACUUUAAUGUAAUGUUUGGAUUAUUUGAUCAUUAUGCAAUCACAUUUAAAAACAUUGCUGUAAAAGUGUUAUUUAAUGUCUCUGUUAUGUCUGCAGUGUUUCACUGUUAGAGACUGUCUAGGUUUGUUUUCUCUGUGUUUAUAUGAGAAAUUUUGCAGCUAAUUUUAGAGUAUAAUGAAUAAUUUAGAUAUUUCCAGGAUCUUUUGUUUGCUGUGUUGAAUAGUAAAGAGGGAGUUUGAAGAUAUUUCACAUGUUAUAUGCAUUAGUUUUAUAUGGCAUAUCAGUUCAACUUUUAAAGUGCAAUAAAAUAUGAGCCACGUCACGACAAAACCAACAUAGUGCGUUUGCGACCAGCAUGGAUCCAGACCAGCCUGGGCAUCCGCGCAGUCUGAUCAGGAUCCAUGCUGUUCGCUUACCAACCCUAUAACAAGUAAAGAAACUGAUAGGGAACAGCAUGGAUCCUGAUCAGACAGCUCGGAUGCGCAGGCUGGUCUGGAUCCAUGCUGGUUGCAAACCCGUUAUUUUAGUUUUGUCGUGACAUGGCUCAUUAUUAUCAGUUAUUGUUUUUUUCUGUAGCUAGUUUCAAUGUUUGUAGUUAGUUAUAUUUUUGCUACAAGAAUAGAUAUAAAGUUGACCUCCAAAAUGUGUUAAAAUAAGGACGACGAAAAUAAAGACAUGUAAAGUUCCAUAUAUUACAAAUGAAAUGAAAAUUUAUCAUGUUAAAUUUUCAGAAAUAUUGGAAAUUUUAAUAUUUGAUAUGUACGUUGAUUUAGAUUACUUCGUGUACAAACAAACAGCUGACACAAAAUACAAAACAUGUUUGACUCAAAUGGAAACAAAAAUAUUUAACUUAAUAUAACUUCAAUAUUUUGUUUCAUUACAGUUGUGGCAUAUUUCAUUUAUGAAAUUAAUAAGCAAAUGUAUCCGGUUUAUAGCAGAUACAUAUUUUUUUGCUUGAAGAAAUCAAAACUGCAUAAGUAUUAGAAAUAUGUUAACUGCCAAAAGUUGAUUUUGUUGUAUUUGUAUUUUAGAGAACUUUAGUGGAGUAGAGAUUAUUUAAACAACGCGAGGAUUAUAGAAUAUUUGUUUGUUAUUUAGUUAAAGCACAUUAUUGCUUUUUUCCCCUCAUACAGUUAUUUUGUUAAUAGAUUUUUACCUGUGUGCUGCCUACUAUUUAAAUGCUGGCGUGAUAUUUUUGUUGUUAAAAUUGUCUUCCAAAUGUUUCAUUGUACAUUUUUGUUUGUUAUCGUAAUAGACAAAUAACUCAGCAGCAGGGUGGGUCUAAAUGUUUAGAGGUUUUGUAACUUGUAAGCUGCCAAGCUGUCAAAUCUCAUCUUUAUCAUGUCCAUACCCCUCUAUACCUGUUUGAUUAAUAAUUUACCAUUUCAUCACAAGAAUACAGGUGGUCUCUUUGAGAAACAAAGAUAAUGAAUCUCUUUGUUUUACACUAAUUAGUACUUAUUGAAUGGUUUAGAAGUAAUAAUAUAUAUUUUCCUGAAACACAAAUAUACAUUAUCUGAAUUACUAUAGUUUUAGUGUUAUUUAUGUGAAAAUUUGAAAUUGCAAGGUAACAAGUUUUAAGAAGGAAAAACAUAAUUAUAUAACUGUCUGUUAUUUGCUAAAAUAUACGUCAUAUUUUCCUGUUCAUAAGCAUAAACGCUGGCUCAAGGGCACCGACAGAAAAUGCAUUAGGUUUGGUAAAUAAAGGGCAAUAACUGUGAUCCGACUGAAGACAUCCAGAUUAAAGUUAUCUUUCUUAGAAAUAAGUUCUAUAAGCAGCUGAAAGUUUUUGUACUAGAGUGUUUUAAUUUAUUAUAUAACAAUGUGUGUUAUUUGUAAAGAGAAGUUUUAAUUAUGUAGAUUAAUUGGAAUAUUCCGAAUCUAUUUGAUAAUUGUUUUGUAAGUUGCCUUUUUCCCCCCUCCCCCCUUUUAAUCUAUAUUGAAAAGUUUUAUUUUUGUGCUUUUUACUAGUCUGAUGUGCUUAAUAUAAAUGCCCAGAUCUAGAUCUGAUUUAGAAAUAAAACUACAGAAAACGUA